Messenger RNA from Sander lucioperca (pikeperch), 1548 nucleotides. RefSeq names its product cortexin-3-like. The coding region runs from base 893 to 1162 and encodes 89 amino acids. The transcript has 3 exons. The record is from RefSeq and is a predicted model, not a curated record. NCBI's taxonomy places the organism in Eukaryota, Metazoa, Chordata, Actinopteri, Perciformes, Percidae.
UCACACUCACACACACACACACACACACUAAAUGUAAAACUAAACUUUAAUGUAAACAAACUCUUCUCCGUCUCUCCGUAGGUCUCCAUCAUUCCCUCCCUCCGUCUCCGUCUCCCAAACGAGCUCGGAGGUCCAUCCAUCCAUCGCUAUAGCAACUGGUUGCUACGGGCGACGGACACAGCCUGCCGGCGCCAGCCACCAUCCUCCUCACAGUUGUUGUUCGAAGGCAGAGACGAGAGACAAGGCGCGGUGCAGCGAGCAGAGUGGAAGACGCUUUUUCUCUCUCUCUCUCUCUCUCUCCCUCUCUCUCCCUCUCUCUCUCGCCAAAAUAAAAGCCAACGAAAUAAAAGAAAAGACGGCUGGAUACUCCCGCUUCUGCGUUGCAACCUGCAAAGAGGAAACGACAGGAUGAGAGGAUGAUGACAACUUGUUCGCCCAGGAACUCGGCCGUGUUGAAGUGAAGGCGCACUGACCCCGACGCCACCAACGAGACGGACGCCGCCGCUGCAGGGCGUCUCCUCUCAAACUCCGACCGUCUCCUCCGACAAAGACCAAGCUUUCCUGUCGACGCUCUCUCAUCGGACAGACGGAGAGGAUCGUCUCAACCGCCCGCCCAUCUUUCUUCUGACGGCGUCUCCUCUCAAACUCCGACCGUCUCCUCCGACAAAGACCAAGCUUUCCUGUCGACGCUCUCUCAUCGGACAGACGGAGAGGAUCGGUCCAACUGCCCGCCCAUCUUUCUUCUGACGGUAUUCUCUCUUUUGGCCAAGUUUUCAACACUUUGUUCCGGAGCUUUUUUUCGACAGUUUCCAAUGUUUUCGUCCCUUUUUUCCUACAGUUUUUUCCGACGUUUUUGUCGCUUUUUCCGGUGCUUUUGACGUCCCGUUCCGACAUGGCCGACGACCUCUACAGCAGCACCUUCUCUGCUUCCGAAUUGGACUUCUCUUCCUCGUCUUCGCCACUGUCCUCCUCCACGGCGUCCGCUUCCUUCCUCACGCUGGAGCAGAGGGCGGCCUUCAUUUUCGUCCUCAUCCUCUUCAUCUUCCUGGGCUUGCUGAUCGUGCGCUGUUUCCGGAUCCUCCUGGACCCGUACCGCAGCAUGCCGUCCUCCACCUGGACCGACUACAUGGAGAAGGACACCUUCGACUACCGCAUUUCCUGACAGUCGGCCUGAGAGGCGGCGACCCUGACCACCAACAAACUAAACUGAGGCGACGAUCACACUGAGAGAGUAAAGCAGAGACACAAGCGCACCUUUCCCCUCCAACGGUUAACGUAGAAACCGAAAGUUAGGAUCUCUUUGGCAGAUAGUUUGUCUACCCGAGUAUCUACGUGAAGGUUACGUUGAAACUGAAAUUUUUAUGGAUUCUUUGGCAGAAACGUAUGUUACCGAGUACCUACUUCAACGUUACUUACCUUAGUCUGAAACUUCUGUCGGAGACUAACAGUGCCGAUCCACCUGGCCUUGCGGCAUUUCUGUCGCGCCAGGCUCCACUUUAUUCCUAUGGGUUUUAUGGGUUUAAUGCGCCCGCAAAGAAUCCCGGGAAG